AUGGGUUCUUUUGAUUGUGGGUGUUGUCUCACUUCUCAUGCGGUGCAAUCUAUCUAUGGUAUUUCCACUGAUAUUGAGGAUUUUGAAAAUGCAUCUUCAGAGAAAAUGGUUAUUGCUACUUCGAUAGUUGUUCUGGCGUCCUGGAAGUGGAAAACAAAUAGGUCAAAGAGGACGGUACUAGGAGGUGACUUCCCAUGUGAAGACAUGAUUGAACUUGAGGAAACUCUUUAA
Messenger RNA from Sphenostylis stenocarpa, 231 nucleotides. NCBI's taxonomy places the organism in Eukaryota, Viridiplantae, Streptophyta, Magnoliopsida, Fabales, Fabaceae. The record is from the annotation of a GenBank genome assembly.